This is a messenger RNA of Racocetra persica, 745 nucleotides long. NCBI's taxonomy places the organism in Eukaryota, Fungi, Glomeromycota, Glomeromycetes, Diversisporales, Gigasporaceae. The record is from the annotation of a GenBank genome assembly.
AGUGAUCCGAAUCCUCUUGAUCCUAAUAGAGAUCUACUUUGGGUUAAGAAUUGGGUACGAACUGAUGAAUCUGUGAGUUUCACACAACAACAGAUAGAACAACAGCAUGAAGUUCAAAAACAGAACACUAUUCGCCAAUAUGAGCUCCUAAGUGGUAUCUUGCAAAACCCUGAGGCAACUCCGAACAUUACCGCCUCGUUAUUUUCUAAUAAUGAUAAUACUAGUUCUGUAUUUCAGGCUCCUGACGCUAUCCAUUUUUUAGCUGGCAUGGAGAAUGUCAAGCUUCAUUUUAUGGAAAUUAGUUUCAAAGUUGAUCCGGAUUUUUCCAAUGUCGCUGAUGAAUUUUCUCACGCAAUCCAAACACUAUAUGAAUUUACAAGAAAAGGAAAAUUUCCAAUAAACUAUUAUAUAGUUAUUAGAAUAAUAAAAUCAACUGAAGCAUUAUUAUCUACUACUUUCAAUCAUGAUCCAAAGACGUUGUAUUGUCAAAUAAACUUUGCAGCGGUUAUUGGUACUCCUAGCUGGGAAGAAUUUACUCAAUUAUUAGCACAACGAUAUUUCGAUAAAUACAAAGCAAAACCUCACUGGGCAAAAGAAUGGGAAUUUAUUCCAAAUGUGAAAUCUUAUCUUUCUGAAGUUUUAUCUGAUCAAAUUAACCAAUUUGAGAAAGUACGUGUAAAGUACGACCCUGGUAAAAUUUUCUUUGAUAAUAAGUCUUUGCAAGACAUAUUUAGUCGUGCUUUAG